Molecule: messenger RNA, 2924 nt
Organism: Mytilus californianus (California mussel)
Lineage: Eukaryota; Metazoa; Mollusca; Bivalvia; Mytilida; Mytilidae
Exons: 2
Coding region: 1-1146 (381 amino acids)
Source: RefSeq, a predicted model, not a curated record
AUGGAACACCAUGUACCGCUGGAUAACACCACUUCAGAAUUGCAUAGUAUAAAAGGAAUGACACAGAAGAAUGUUGCAGAAAAGGUUUUGCAUCAAAAACUUCAAAACCAGAUUGAUAAACAAAAGAAGGCAUUUGUAAAGCAGCACUCAAAGGAUGAAAACGAACUGAAACUGAUUCUACAGAGACUACAACUUGAGCAACAACUAAUUGAUACUGAUGUCAAUGAUCUAUCAGGUUCAAAACAGUGCCUCAAAAUGCCAAGGAGGAAAUCUUUAGAAUACGAAGAUGUUGACAAGAUCAAAUCAUCUACAUCUGGUAUACGUACAACACUACUUGCUGCAUCAUUCAUUUCUAAACUUCGUUCUUCUCAGCACAAGCGACCAAAUGAUGGCGGCGACGACACUUAUUGCGACCAAUGGGAAUCAACUUCAUCAAUCCGUCGACCUCGAAAAACAAUUGCAGAACAAAAUCAGCAUAAGCUAUUGCAACGAGCGAAAAGUGAAAUUCUCUGUCGACCUAGUUCUGGUCUUUCUUUAUCUGUAUCUUCUAUGCAGUCACCGAGACGAAUCGAUUCUUCUAAAUAUGGUCCUCUAUCUUGUAAAAAGGAUGUUACAAAUUUCUGCAAUCUGCAAUACGAGGGUACAGUUGAAGAUGACAACAUAUCACCGCGUGCUAUUGGACGGUCUAAACACAGAAGAGGCGGGUCAUUAAAAGAAAGAAAAACAGCCAAGACAGACAUGGACUCUUCCAUAAUGAGACGAAGUAAUUCGUCUAAAGAAAAAAAGAAACAUGUCCGUCCAGAGAUAGGUGACGGAAAAUGUAAUGAAAAACAUGUAUUAGAUACAGAGAAACUUGUAAAACUAAAAGAACCUAUGUCAGAAAAAGUAAGUUUAGAAGAUGAAAGAAAAACAGUACUGAAAGUUAAACAUAACAGACAUGGAUCUUUGAAAGAAAGAGGGGAAUUAAAAGCGUCAAAGUUUGGAGGAACAAGGAACAUUUCUAAUGUCCGGGUAGUAUCCGAAACCUUUCAUAGCACUAAGAAGAAAUUUAGGAAGCAGAAAUCUCUUUCUACAGAUUCUUCACCUAUAAACUCAACAGCAACAAGUCCAACAUCAAAAGAAAACGAAAAACAUUUCAGGUUCUGAUUAUUCUUUAUAAUUUUGUUUUUAUCAUUCUUAUAAUGUCCUUAUAUCUUAAAUAAUACAGAAUUUUUUUUUUGUAUAUUGAUAUUUGACAUAAUUCUUCAGUCAUUUGUAAAUUACUUACCUGAUAACGAUGCCAUAUUUCAUGUUUUCGGCUGUUAACUCAUGUAGUUAUAAUUUAAUCAGUUCAAGGUUAAUGUAACCCGGACUGAACAGUGUAUGUGACAUUUAUUGCAUUUGUUUAAGGAAGUUCAUGUAUGUCUAAUAAAAAUAUAUUAUUAAUAUUAAAAAUGAUACACAUGCACCUUGCUGUGUUUAACAUUGUCUUGAAUGUUAAUCUCGUUAGAUGAGAUGGGAAUUCCAUGAACUUCUAUACUAUUAAAUGAGAAGACCUCAUUUUGUGUGUCGCUUCUCUUCCUUACACAAUAAAUUAAUCAUCAUGCCUCUGUAUCCUAUAGGUACCAUGCAUAGUCGCAUUUGUCAUCCUCGCUUAUGAUUAUUCAGUUUGGGUUAUUUUGAAAGAAAAACGAAAAUAAAGGCGUCCGGAUAUUGUUUCCGUCAUCGGACGGACUUUUAAGUCAUAGACAAGACUUCCGUUUAAGGACUGUUUUAAAAUUACACAUAAUUUUCAUAAGUACUUGUGGACAGGACAAUUAUUUUCGCGUUUUUCUGUACACUAUGAUAAUACAUAUACUACGAAUUAGGUGUAUUUGCCAUUUACUAUCAAUUCCAAGGUUACUUUCCACGGCGGUCACUGAUAUAUUAUAUAGAGAUAAAAUUGAGAAUGGAAUGAGAGUCUCUAUAUAAAUAAACUCAUCAUAGAUACCAGGAUUGAAAUUUUGUAUUUGCGCCAGGCGUGCGUUUCGUCUACAAAAGACUCAUCAGCGACGCUCGAAUCAAAUAGUUUAUCAGUGACUGCCGUGGAUAGUAAACUUGGAAUUGAUAGUAAAUAGCAAAUACACUUUAUUUAUAGUAUAAUUAUAUAUGUUCAUAGUAUACAAACAGAAAACAAAAAAUAACGGACUUCGGAAAAAGGUUUGGAGGGCUAAAAAAAAUUGUCCUAUCCCCAAGUUCUCCAGUCAUAAAAUCUUUUACAAAAAUUCAUCCUACAACAGUUUACAUACUUUCAAUUACGCUCUAAAUGCCCGCGAUUUCGCGGAUGUGUUCUAGUGUUAUUAACCCGAGAAAGAGCAUCUUAAUAUAUUUUCAAUUCUUUUGUAACGAAACUUAAAUAUUUUAAACCGUCUCCUGGUAGGGUGCUCGCCACGAGUGCGGGCACUUAUUGUGAAUUCAAUCCACAUCCGUGUCAAACCAUAUACUUGAAAAUAUGUAUAUGCUGCUUUUCCGCUAGGUAUUCACAGGAGAAUAAUCGUAGAAACUCGGAUUCAAAUAAUGUGUCGGGGUACUAUGAUGGCAUGUCUUCGAAUUCCUGCGAAAUGUUACCUUGUGAACUAGCACGUCAAAAAAUCUAAGUCAGUGUAUCGGGUCUAGUACAAAACAGGGUUCAUAUCCAUAAAACUUUGAUAUGUUUUGUACUGAAAAUGCAUGUAAUAUUUGCCACUGGACGUUUAACACUAUUACAAAAUAAAUUGAAUUCUUCUUCAAAAGAGUAUUUAAAGAGAAACGGUUUACUUUCGAACUUAAAACACUUAUGUUCUGUUUGAAGUCAGACGAAAUGUCUUCUUCUGGGUAUUUUUUUUUUAAGAUGGAAUCCGGAUGGUUCUUUAUAAAGUAAAUUAUUUUUAUUUUACCAAACAAUAUAUGCAUAUCGUGUUUCUUUA